Molecule: messenger RNA, 2557 nt
Organism: Branchiostoma floridae (Florida lancelet)
Lineage: Eukaryota; Metazoa; Chordata; Leptocardii; Amphioxiformes; Branchiostomatidae
Product: cystathionine gamma-lyase-like
Exons: 13
Coding region: 97-1545 (482 amino acids)
Biological process (GO): transsulfuration
Cellular component (GO): cytoplasm
Molecular function (GO): cystathionine gamma-lyase activity; pyridoxal phosphate binding
Source: RefSeq, a predicted model, not a curated record
AUAUUUGCCGAUCAUGGCAGUCUUAUGAUUUUGUCUUCGCUACCCAAGCAUUUUCUCUAAACCUAUUGUUUCUAGCUUAAGACAUCGUGUGCAGGUAUGUCCAUAGCUUUCUUGAGACUCUGUUACAACCGUCGAUCGGCCACAAAACUGUCAGAAUUCGGUAAAAUCUGUUGUUAUUUUUCAUCGUUUGGUGGGAACUCUGAAAACCUUUCCCGCGUUUUCCGGCCCCGUGACCCAGCUUUGACCCUGACGUCAUCAUACGUCAUCGGACACACCCCCUCUCCUUCCCCCGACACCGGAUUUGCCACAUUUUCCAACAUGGCUGCGAACAAAAACGGUUGCAUCGACGGAGACAACGACGGGUUUCUCCCGGCCUUCCCUCACUUCGGGACCGACGCAAUCCACGCUGGACAGGACCCUGAACAGUGGAACUCUAAAGCCGUUAUCCCGCCAAUUUCCUUGGCAACGACCUUCAAGCAAAAAGCUCCGGGACAGCACUCGGGUUUUGAGUAUUCCCGGGCAGGAAACCCCACACGGAACUGUCUGGAAGAAUGCUUCGCAGCCUUGGAAAAUGGCAAGCAUGGCCUGACCUUUUCCUCCGGCCUGGCUGCUACUGACACCAUCACCAAACUGCUGCAGGCGGGAGACCACAUCGUCAGCAUGGACGACGUCUACGGAGGAACCAACCGGUAUUUCCGUAACGUGGCCAGCAGGAACGGGAUCGAGACCAGUUUUGUGGACUGCACCGACGCAGCAAACGUAGCCGCGGCUCUCAAGCCUAACACCAAGAUGGUGUGGAUCGAGACACCGACCAACCCGACCCUGCGAGUGGUGGACAUCCAGGCCGUUGCUGAUGUCAUCAAGGGGAGAGACAUCUUCCUGGUGUCUGACAACACCUUCAUGUCUGCUUACUUCCAGCGCCCCCUAGACCAUGGAGCUGAUAUUGCAUUUCACUCCGUCACCAAGUACAUGAACGGCCACAGUGAUGUGGUGAUGGGAGCUGUGGUGACCAAGAGGGACGACCUUCACGAGAGGCUGCGAUUCCUGCAAUAUGCUGUGGGCGCGGUGCCGUCCCCGUUCGACUGUUUCCUGGUGAACCGAGGUCUGAAGACGCUGGCCGUGAGGAUGAAGCAACACUACCAGAACGGGCUGGCAGUCGCCAAGUUCCUGGAGAACCAUCCCUGUGUUAUUAAGUGUUCUUACCCUGGUCUGCCCUCCCACCCCUCCUACGAGGUGAUGCAGAAGCAGUCCACCGGCUGCUCGGGGAUGGUGACCUUCAGGAUCAAGGGCGGCGUGGAGUCUGCCAGCAAGUUUCUCCAGUACCUCAAGAUCUUCACCCUGGCAGAGAGCCUAGGAGGUAUUGAAAGCCUGGCAGAGAUUCCCGGCCUGAUGACGCACUUGUCCGUCCCAAAGAAGGACCGUGACACGCUGGGUAUCCAUGACGACCUCGUCCGCCUGUCCUGUGGCAUUGAGGAGACCUCUGACCUCAUCGCUGACCUUGACCAGGGACUCAAGAAGGCUGUGCCAGAAGAAUUGCGGAAAUAAGAAACUGCUGCUACUGACAACCUACAUACAUGUACAUGUACAUGUGCAUGUGCACGUGGAGUGGGGCAUGGUGGGGCAUUGGGAAUACAAAACAGUCAAACCUGUCUUUGGUGACUACUCAUGGAGAAAAAAAAUGGUCACAGUAGACAAGUGGCAGAAUUCUUUCGAUUUUGUCGGUGGGAAAAUAAUCUAAAAGACCAACAAAAAGUCAUGAGGUCACAAUGGUCUGGUGUUCCUUGUGUAGAGGUGGUCUCUAGUACAGAUUUGAUUUUAACGUUACGGGUUGGAAACAUAGAAAUUAGUUUGGAUGAGUUCCUUUUUGUGAAUUUUCAAAUUUGUGUGGUUGUUUUACCCCAUUGAAAAAUUAGAUGACGACUUGCUACAUUUAAGAAAGCUAAUGGUGGCAUAAUGUAGAAAAUAUGUUGAUUGAUAUUACUGGUCUGUACAUCUCAUGUCUGCAAAAUGUUAAAAGGGUUUUUCUCAUAGGAAAGCUGCAGAAUAACAUUAAUGAUGCACAAUUUGUAACCUCUUUUACUGUCAGGGACUGGUGAUCAAAUUAUAGACACAAUGGUGGUACAUUUACAUAAUGUACAAAUAUGUGCACUCUGGCAGUCUUUAGUAAAGUCUAUACUCUAUAGAGUACUUUUAAUGCAACUGAUGUGAUGAAAUGAAAGAUCUUCAGCAAAAUUAUCCGUGAUGCUGCCGACUUCUAUGAAGUCCACAUGUACAAUGUACAUGUAGCUGGAUUGUAGCCGCCAGUUUGUUCAUUUAGAGGUUAAAGUCACGUUAAGGUACAAAAUAUAUCUUCGAAAACAUCUUCCAUGUGUAUCUUCAAACUGUAACAAUUUUAAAUUUGAUCAUAUUAUUUUUACAUAUCACUCCAAAACACUACUAUAUAAAAACACUACAUUGAGAGCUGCUGUACCAGUAUUUUACUAAGAGUCGCCUAUUUAUUUUAUUCUAAGUUUAUUUUUCUCCUUUUCCUCCCAAAUAAAGUUUAUGUCUCACACCA